AUGGCUCCGAGUAAAAAGCAGAAGAAGAAAAUGAAGCGACCCCAGAAUCGGAAAUUCAUGAUUAGGGAUUUACCACUUGGUGUCGCCUAUCUCCUUCACCCGUCACUUCGUGGAGUUUUACAAAGCCGGCCUAAGCGAUGGAACAGUGGAAGUCCUUCGCAUCGAAUUGCCGUGAACCUUGUACGGAAAUACAAAAAACAAAUGAAGCCACGAGUUCUUCCUUUUUUCUGUGAACCUUGUCGAAUGGGUUUUCGUAGUUUUACAGUCGCAAAAGAACAUGUUUGUGAUAAAGAAGCUGUCAGAAAGGCUGUUAGAAAAGAGGAAAUGAGGAAGUUCUCCGAUUAUGAUUGUUCUAACGAGAUGAGGCUUGCAUUGAAUGCUGAAAAACAAUGGAGAUUCAAUGCGCUGGCAGUAAUGGAGCAAUCUCUUCGACCUGAUAUGAUCAUGCCAAAAAAAGUGGAAAUGGCAGAGGUGCCAACAGAAACUGAGCAUGUGGAAUCAGAGCCGGAACCAGAAUUCUACGAAGCAAAAGAAAAGGAGUAUGAGGAUGAUGUUCAACAUUUCAAAAUUCAUGAAGUACUCAUUGAAUCUACUCAACCCACUCGACCUGAAUCAAAACUCAGAACUUCAAAAUGUAUAGAGCAUAAAGAACCAGGCGUGUUUUGUUUCAAUUGCAAAGGAACAUUUGGAAGUUAUAGUCAAUAUGAUUUGCAUCUUUCUGAAGAUUUCAAUGAAGGAAAGUGUAGUAAAGCAUUACCGGAUUAUUACUAUAUUCAGAAUGAGGACCGUACCGGAAUGUUUGACAAGAGAUAUAAGCACAGUGUGAUGCAUAUUAUGCCAGUUAAACGAGACGUCAGACAUAUUCAGUGUACAUUAUGCAAAGCUGUGAAUUUUGCUACGUCUGGAGAUCUCUACAGUCAUAUGGUGAAAUGCGCGUCAUCCACAAACCAUGAUGACAAAGAAUCGCCAAUGGAUUGUCAAACAGCUUUCGGUUACGGAAUGCCACCAUCAUUCAACGCUUGUCAAUACGUGUUCCCUGAUCCCGCAAAAGGAAUUCCACGGCGGCGGAGUGAUUCAGACGAAUCAAUCGAGACGGAAUGUUGA
Messenger RNA from Caenorhabditis remanei, 1104 nucleotides. RefSeq lists its product as uncharacterized. Lineage: Eukaryota; Metazoa; Nematoda; Chromadorea; Rhabditida; Rhabditidae. The transcript has 6 exons. The record is from RefSeq and is a predicted model, not a curated record. The coding region runs from base 1 to 1104 and encodes 367 amino acids.